Molecule: messenger RNA, 1431 nt
Organism: Prorocentrum cordatum
Lineage: Eukaryota; Dinophyceae; Prorocentrales; Prorocentraceae
Source: the annotation of a GenBank genome assembly
CCCCCCCUUUGCUAUCCCACCCUUUCGCCCGACCCGGGCUCCGCCGCCACGCCGCGUCGCCCCGCAGGCGCGAGCACCGGCCUCCUCCAGCGGAAUGGGUGAUCCGUGGCUCGUUUCCGACGAGGAGCUGGACGCGGAGGGGCCGGCACUGCUGGGCGGGGCCCAAGAAGCGGAGCAGGCGGCGCUGCAGGACUUGGAACGGCAGGCGCGGACGGAUGCAGCCGAUGACCACCCGGGCGAGGAGCAGCCGCCAGAGGCACCGGCGCCGGCGCUUGUCUCAGCGAUGGCAGCGAGCGCCGGCGCUCCCUCUCGCGGCGGCCGCCAGCGCGGAGUCGCCAAGAAGCACUUGAAGAAGGCAGCGCCGAAGCCGCGCGGCCGGACGCUCAAGCGGUGGGGCUCAAGCGGUGGGGUUCCGGCGGGGGUGCAGGUGGUGAGUCGCUUGGCCGCGUGGGGCCCGAAGAUAAAGACACCUUGCGUAGUGCACCCAUUGGUCAAACGGGGCGACCGCCACUUCUUCCCGCUGUCCGAGAAUAGUUCAUGGCUGCGGCGGGCCUGCGAUGAGUCUCGCGGCCAGACUCACUGGUCCCGUGGUUUCCAGUACGCGAUCAGCAACCUCAGAGGCGUGCUCAAGGAGGGGAUCUUCUCGAAGACGGACCCGAGGGCUCAGUUGCAGGCUUCCGCGCAGGCCGUGGGCUUCGACGAGGAGGACGGCGCGGAGGAUAACAGGCCUCGGCGGCGCGGCACGCCUUCAAACGUGGACGCCGUGACCGCGCAGCUGGGCGACACAGACCUUUUCGUGAGGGCGCGGGAGAAGCCGUACUUGAUCGAGGCGACGGAGACGUCCAUCAUGGCCGUGAUCAAAUACAUCCAGACAAAGAUGCGCGAGGACAGCACGACGAUCCGGUUGAGGGCGGAUUCGCGGUCCAAGCCAUCAUUCCAGAUCGCUUCGGACGGGUGCCCAGCGAUCGCGGGCAAAAUCACAUGGCACCCCUCUGUCAGGGCGUGGAGCGAGCGCCCACUACAAGACGACCGACAAGGAGGCCAAGAUCAAGAGGCUCGGCGUGAGGGGCCUCGGCAUUGGCGAGGAUUGGGUGAAGAGCAGGAAGGCCGGGUACCGGGAGGCCAUCGUGUUCUGGAACAGAGAGGACAAGAGCACGAGAGAUCGCAUUCCCGUCCCUGACGAGUGAGUUGCUGCGGGCGCCCCAGACCUGAAGUUACCGUGAGGAAAAAUGCAUGGGAUCCCAGACACAUCAAGAAGAAAUGGCACUUCCAUGAGUACAUUACUUUCAUGUUGGCGCGCGUUUGGCGCGCAAAGAUGGUGCGCGAUUUGCUUUAUACGUACCGUGCCAGCUGCGCGAGCCGUGCGCCGACCGCUCUGUGUCAUCAGCCGCGCGCUGGGUACUCAGCUGUCCGGCAGGGCAGAGAGCCGAA